AUGAACCGUCGUCAUUGUUUGUUCGGUCUACUCAUCAUUCUACUGUGGGCAGUUGGAGGAAAUGGCGACGCUUCCUCGGAUACAGAAAUCAUCAAAAAGCUUCUCGGAAAAGGAUACGACUGGAGAGUGAGACCGCCAGGGAUCAAUUUAACAAUUCCUGGAACUCAUGGUGCUGUGGUUGUCACGGUCAAUAUGCUCAUAAGAAGUAUUUCCAAAAUAGAUGACGUGAAUAUGGAGUACAGUGUUCAGCUGACGUUUCGAGAAGAGUGGGUGGAUGGUCGGUUGGCGUUCGGGUUUCCAGGAGAUAACACUCCAGACUUCUUGAUUCUGACAGCAGGACAACAGAUUUGGAUGCCAGAUAGUUUCUUUCAGAACGAAAAGCAAGCUCACAAACAUGACAUCGAUAAACCAAAUGUGCUGAUUCGUAUUCAUCGAGAUGGUCGUAUUCUAUAUUCUGUUCGAAUUUCCAUGGUUUUAUCGUGUCCGAUGCAUCUUCAAUAUUACCCGAUGGAUGUUCAAACUUGUCUGAUCGAUUUGGCUUCUUAUGCAUAUACGGAAAGUGAUAUCGAGUACCGAUGGAAGGAAAAAGAACCCGUUCAGCUGAAAAAAGGGCUUCACUCAUCUCUUCCAAGUUUUGAGUUGAACAGCGUCAACACUGAUUUAUGCACCAGCAAGACCAAUACUGGAACUUAUUCCUGUCUCCGUACUGUGCUAGAAUUAAAACGACAAUUCAGUUACUACCUCCUCCAACUAUAUAUUCCUUCUACUAUGCUUGUCAUAGUCUCAUGGGUCUCUUUUUGGCUGGAUAGGGGAGCUGUACCGGCUCGAGUUACUCUCGGAGUGACCACUCUUCUUACAAUGACCACUCAGGCCUCGGGUAUCAACGCAAAAUUGCCACCAGUCUCUUAUACAAAAGCGAUAGACGUCUGGAUUGGAGCGUGUCUCACUUUCAUUUUUGGUGCUCUUCUUGAAUUCGCUUGGGUCACUUACAUAUCGUCUAGAAGUUUUUAUAAACGAAAGAAAAUGUGCUCAAGCAGAAACUCUCUUCUUAUGGAAACUAAACAAGCUCUCAUCAUCCCAAACACCGUUGUUGCUCAAUUCCAGGAUCAGCCUUCAGAUGAAGUCGAAAUGGGACUGACUUCUUCACCUCCAGACGUUUGGAUUCGACGUCACAAUAAUGGAAAAACAGUGACUGAAGUGAACGGACUGCUCAAUCAUACUAGUGAUGAAUCGGCUGAACUUAUCAUAAUUGAUGCGAAACACAAAAACAGAAGAUUUAUUUGGUGGAAUAAUUUUAAAAAUGUUCGAUUAAUACGAUGGGUUCGGCACAGGUUGGAUGUGGAUGACAAUGCGAAGAGAGCAGACUUAAUAUCAAGAGUUUUAUUUCCAACUCUCUUCAUAAUCUUCAAUUUCAUCUACUGGAUAAAAUACUCACAGUAUCAUGUACCAGCCGCCAAAUAA
Messenger RNA from Caenorhabditis remanei, 1461 nucleotides. RefSeq lists its product as uncharacterized. Gene Ontology annotation, cellular component: neuron projection; membrane; synapse. Gene Ontology annotation, molecular function: transmembrane signaling receptor activity; chloride channel activity; neurotransmitter receptor activity. The record is from RefSeq and is a predicted model, not a curated record. Bases 1 to 1461 code for a protein of 486 amino acids. The transcript is spliced from 8 exons. Gene Ontology annotation, biological process: regulation of membrane potential; signal transduction; chloride transmembrane transport. Lineage: Eukaryota; Metazoa; Nematoda; Chromadorea; Rhabditida; Rhabditidae.